This is a messenger RNA of Corylus avellana, 1743 nucleotides long. Its product is annotated as putative clathrin assembly protein At1g03050. Gene Ontology annotation, cellular component: clathrin-coated pit; clathrin-coated vesicle. Gene Ontology annotation, molecular function: 1-phosphatidylinositol binding; clathrin heavy chain binding; SNARE binding. The record is from RefSeq and is a predicted model, not a curated record. Gene Ontology annotation, biological process: clathrin coat assembly; clathrin-dependent endocytosis; vesicle budding from membrane. NCBI's taxonomy places the organism in Eukaryota, Viridiplantae, Streptophyta, Magnoliopsida, Fagales, Betulaceae.
AUGGGUCCAAGCAAGAUGAGAAGAGCUCUGGGAGCGGUGAAGGACAAGACGAGCAUAGGCCUGGCAAAAGUUGGAGGCAGCGCCUCACUGGCGGACCUUGACGUGGCGAUUGUGAAGGCAACAAGACACGAUGAGUACCCGGCGGAGGAGAGGCAUAUUCGUGAGAUUCUGAGCUUAACAUGCUACUCACGUGCCUACAUAAGUGCUUGCGUCAACACCCUCUCCAGGCGCCUCAACAAGACAAGGAAUUGGACCGUCGCACUCAAGACGCUUAUGUUGAUCCAGCGCCUUCUCUCGGAGGGCGAUCCUGCAUAUGAGCAAGAAAUAUUCUUCUCAACAAGACGCGGGACUCGUCUUCUCAACAUGUCGGAUUUUCGUGACUCUUCACAAUCCAAUUCGUGGGACUAUUCCUCCUUUGUGCGCACGUAUGCACUCUACCUUGAUGAACGGCUUGAGUUUCGGAUGCAAAGCCGGCGCGGAAAACGUAGUGUGUUUGGAUUGGAGGAAGAGGAUGAGGAGGCCAACCAGGCUGCAGCCGGUCCAAGAGCCACACCAGUGCGUGAGAUGAAAACUGAGCAUAUCUUUUCAAGGAUGCAGCAUUUGCAACAGCUCCUUGAGCGCUUCUUAGCAUGUCGCCCUACAGGUGAAGCAAAGAACAACCGGGUUGUGAUAGUAGCUCUCUACCCUACUGUGAAAGAGAGUUUCCAAAUAUAUUAUGACAUGACUGAAAUAAUGGGUAUCUUUAUCGACCGUUUCAUGGAGCUACAAGUCCACGACUGUGUGAAGGUGCACGAGGUGUUCUGCCGCAUCGGCAAGCAGUUUGACGAGCUUGACAUGUUGUAUAGCUGGUGCAGGACUAUUGGCAUUGCACGCUCUUCAGAAUACCCAGAGCUCGAGAAAAUUACCCCGAAGAAACUUGAGGUCAUGGAUGAGUUCAUCCGAGACAAGUCUGCUUUGGCACAAACCAUAAAGCAUACGUCUAUAGAAGAGACGCCCGCGGUGUUGGAAGAGCCUGCAACACCAAAUGUCCAAGAAGAAGACAUGAAUGCGAUAAAGGCUCUACCACCACCAGCCCCACAAGCUUUCACUACUUUCUCUGAUGAUGAUGAUGAGCAAAUUGUCAAACAACAAGAGGGCAAUCUGUUGAGCUUAGGAGACGAUGCAAUGAGAAGCGAAGAACAUUCAGAUAAACUAGCCUUGGCCUUAUUUGAUCAUCAGGAUCAUGACGGUGGUGCGUGGGAGACCUUCAAUGAAGACGCAGCAGACUGGGAGACGGCAUUGGUUGAAUCAACUAGCAAUCUGUCAGGUCAGAAAGUGGCACUUGCCGCCGGUUUCGAUAUGUUGUUGCUUGACGGCAUGUACAAACAACAGCCUGAGACAAAGGGUGGGAGUGCGAGUAGCGUCGCACUUGGGCCAACUGGAAGGCCACAAACGCUGGCAUUGCCGGCAGCGCCAACAUCCGCAACCAGCAGUGCAGACCCAUUUGCAGCCUCAUUAACAGUGGCACCGCCGGCGUAUGUGCAAAUGUCGGAGAUGGAGAAGAAGCAGAAACUGUUGGUGGAAGAACAAUUGAUGUGGCAGCAGUACGCAAGGGAUGGGAUGCAAGGGCAGCUUGGAAUGGCAAAGAUACAGCACCACAAUCCCUACAACAUGGGAGGUUACACACACAGCUACUGAAGCGCUACCUUUCUUUGCAAAUUAGGGGUUAAGUUCAAUGUGUUUCUUCUUUUUUUCUUUUUCCGA